AAAGAAAAGAAAAGAAAAAAAAACCGUAGCUAUCCGCAACAAACAUUGAACUGAAUAAACAAACAUCAUCAAUCACCAGCAGCAGAGUGAAGUAGAAGAAACAUUGAAGAAAUUCCGUGAAGACUUGUUGUUGUUGAAACGAUGACACUUGGUUUGAUGAAUGCCAAUCCUGUAGUUCACGCCAAGAAAGAGAGAAUCGCUCGUUCCGAACAACCCAACUCCGAUCAUUCCAUUCAUCCUCUCGAUAUUUAUGAUUUCGUGCGAGAUAUCAGGGAUCCCGAACAUCCUUAUUCUUUGGAACAGCUCAAUGUUCUGUCUGAGGAAUCAAUUUCUGUUGAUCACAAACUCGCUCGGAUUCUGAUAACUUUUACGCCAACGGUUCGACACUGUAGUAUGGUUACUGUCAUUGGUCUUUGUCUCAGACUUAAGCUCAAACAUCACUUCCCUCCUCAUUUCAAAGUGGACAUCAAAGUGUCUGAAGGAUCUCAUGCCGAUGAAGAAUCAGUCAAUAAGCAAUUAAAUGAUAAAGAAAGAAUUGCCGCUGCCUUAGAGAAUCCAAACCUGCGCCAGCUUGUGGAUGAGUGUCUCUACUCCAAUGAACUGUGAACAAGAACUAUCUGUGAAGACAUUAGCAGCUGAUGAACUAAAUAAAAUGUAACCUUUAAGUCUUUAGUUCUUUGGUUUUCAUAGGUUGUGGUAUCUAUCUAUGUAAAUUAAGUUAGAAAUCAUUAUGUCAUGUGUUUGCAUCUUUUAACUAUAGAUAUGCAUCUGUAUAUUUGGUUGUUUGCGAGUUAAACCCAGCUCUCAUACUCAAAAUUCAUGCCAAACUUUUGAGUUUGAUGUUGAAAGCAAGCAAAAAUGCUGUAGCAUUUAGUAGAGGUUUAAAUCGCCGCAGUAUGAAUUUUUCAACUGCCAUAAUUUACCUUA
Messenger RNA from Trifolium pratense (red clover), 927 nucleotides. RefSeq names its product protein AE7-like 1. Gene Ontology annotation, biological process: iron-sulfur cluster assembly. Lineage: Eukaryota; Viridiplantae; Streptophyta; Magnoliopsida; Fabales; Fabaceae. Bases 142 to 606 code for a protein of 154 amino acids. The record is from RefSeq and is a predicted model, not a curated record. The transcript is spliced from 6 exons.